This is a messenger RNA of Anolis carolinensis (green anole), 2693 nucleotides long. RefSeq names its product transmembrane protein with EGF like and two follistatin like domains 1 (gene tmeff1). Lineage: Eukaryota; Metazoa; Chordata; Lepidosauria; Squamata; Anolidae. The transcript has 10 exons. Gene Ontology annotation, cellular component: plasma membrane. Bases 233 to 1354 code for a protein of 373 amino acids. The record is from RefSeq and is a predicted model, not a curated record. Gene Ontology annotation, molecular function: protein binding.
GGGGAGGAGGCUGUCGGCCUGGGCGUCACGUGGACCCCUCUCCCUCGCCCUCCACCUCCUCCUCCUCCGCCUCCCAUCCCUUUGUUGUAGCCCCAGCCGGAGCAGCAGCAUCAGCAUCGGGAAGGAGAAGCAGGCGCGCACAAAGGGAGCCAGCUAGCCAAGCAGCGAGGGAUGCGGCCAGGCCGGUGAUCGCCCUUCCCUUCCCCUCCCCGUUUCCCGGGCAGCCCCCGCCAUGGCGGCCUCGCCUGGAUCUGGCCACGGUUGCAACGGAGGCGGCGGCGGCGGGGCGGUGAUGCUGGCGCUGGCGGUGGCCGUGGUCGCCUUGUCCCCGGCGCGGGGCUCCAACCCGCUCUCCCCGGCGGCGCCUGCAUCCGAGUGCAGAGGCAAGGCGGGCGGCAACUGCUCAGAAUUAAAUGUAAAGGAAUCUGAUGUGAGAGUAUGUGAUGAAUCAUCAUGUAAAUACGGGGGUGUUUGCAAGGAAGAAGGUGAUAGUGUGAAAUGUGCAUGCCAAUUUCAGUGUCACACAAAUUAUAUUCCUGUCUGUGGUUCAAAUGGAGACACAUACCAAAAUGAAUGCUUCCUCAGGAGAGCAGCUUGCAAGCAUCAGAAAGAGAUAACCGUGGUUGCCAGAGGGCCUUGUUACUCAGAUAAUGGCUCUGGAUCAGGAGAAGGGGAAUAUGAAGGCUCUGGGACUGAAGUUCAUAGAAAACAUUCCAAAUGUGGAGUUUGCAAGUAUAGGGCAGAAUGUGAUGAAGAUGCAGAAAAUGUUGGGUGUGUAUGCAACAUAGACUGUAGUGGCUACAGCUUCAACCCUGUUUGUGCAUCUGAUGGAAGUUCCUAUAACAACCCGUGUUUUGUUCGAGAAGCCUCUUGCCUGAGACAAGAACAAAUUGACAUCAGGCACCUUGGACAUUGCUCAGAUUCAGAUGACACCAGCUUAUUGGGAAAGAAGGAUGAUGGGAUGCAGUAUCGACCGGAUGUCAAAGAUGCAAGUGAUCAAAGAGAAGACAUCUAUAUUGGAAACCACAUUCCUUGCUCGGAAAGUUUAAGUACCUAUUGCAUCCAUGGGAAGUGUGAAUUCAUAUAUUCUACACAAAAAGCUUCUUGCCGGUGUGAAUCUGGAUACACAGGACAGCAGUGUGAAAAGACAGACUUUAGUAUACUUUAUGUGGUACCAAGUAGACAAAAACUCACACAUGUCCUCAUUGCAGCAAUUAUUGGAGCUGUCCAGAUAGCCAUUAUUGUUGCAAUUGUUAUGUGCAUAACACGGAAAUGCCCCAAAAACAACAGAGGACGGCGACAGAAGCAAAAUCUAGGCCAUUUUACUUCAGACACGUCAUCCAGAAUGGUUUAGCUUGAUUUUUAUACCUACAUUGACCAUGUGAUGUACAAUUUUAUUACCUUUUUUUAAGAGAAUGGGAAUAUUUAUUUCAGAGGCCUUAUUUUUGGACAUUUUUUUUAGCGUAGCUCUGUUUUGAUUUAUUCUAAAAGCAGCAGACAGCUAUGGACUGUUUCUCGUUUCAUGAUUUUGAAGAAUCCCGUAGUUGAUUUCCUGUACUUGUAUCACAUGGUUAUAAUAGACUUGUGCUUUACUCAUGGAAUGUAACGUUUUUUGAGAACAGAGACAAUUCACCAACGGUUGUAGAACAAGCAAAAGGAAGCCUUUCAUGUUUCCUCACAAACAAGGCACGACCUAAGGCUAAAGAUGUUUACAGCAUACUUUUCUUACAAAGAACUAGAAGACACUGUGUUUAAAUACCGUAGUUAUUUAAAUGUUUUUGAAAGUUAGUAACUGAUUUUUUUAGACACUGCCAAUCGCAUGAAUUGUGAAGAUGUGUACUUGUGUGUAGUUGUAAACAUAUUUAUAAUGGAUUGAACCCAGGCAAGUUAGUUGCACUUAUUUUUCAUUGAAAUCAGUGGAGAGAGGUAAUUCUAGCUGAAAUCCCACAGAUUUCAUUGGGAACUAAGUGCAGCGAUUUACAGCCCAAUCCUACACAUGUCUACUCAGAGGUAUUCUCCAUUGAGUUCCUUGGGGAUUUCUUCUAGGUGAACAUACAAAAGGAUUGCAGCUUUGUCUGGAUCCAACCUGAUAUGUAUGGACUGGGUUGAAGCACCUCUGUCUUCAUAAAUAUUUGACACUUUAUUUUUAAAUUGUAAAAUAGUAAUAAUAAUAUACAUUUCAUAAUUUUAAUGAUCGCCCAGUAGAGCAGUGGAUCUUUGUUGUGGGAAAACAGGUCUUGGGAGGUUUAUGUAUUUGGUUUUUAUUUUUUUUAAAGUUACGUUAAUAAUCAAAUUCACAUGAAUGGGAUUAAGCCUGUGUUGGUCACUAUUUAAACAGCUUUCAUACUUAUUACAGUUUUCUAAGAGGAUACCUGUUUCCACAUCAACAAAUGCAAUUGUAUAGUCUUUGUGAUUAAAAUGCAAAAAGAAGAAAAAAAUUAAAUACCAUAAAAGACUUGUGCUCUUGUCUAGAAUAUUUUCAAGAGCUAAGAAUGUGUCUCAUCCAAAUAAAAGUCUGCUGGUUGUAGUGAUUAAUAUUAAUAGGAUGUUAGUAGUUGUUUGGAUGAUCCAGAGCUAAAAAUGUAACCAGGGUGUGUUCCAGCUGUUCAACAUGUAGUUUUAGGCUUUCCAAUUCUGCAUGUAGGAUUUAAUAAUUUGUUCAAUAAAAAGACUUUCAAUAUUUGAAUUGAAAA